AUGGGCACUCGUCUCAUGACACCGGAGGCUGCUCGUCGUAUCGCGAGGGCAAACCCUGGAUCAGAAUUCGCGAGAAGAUCUGCUCGAGCGAGUCACAGUAACAGCCAACGCGACGCUCAAUCUCAGGCUGCACGGCAUAGGGAGCUGCAAAUUCAGAAUCGGGAGGGUGGAGCAGCGAGCGGUCAUGGACAUACUCAGGCAGAUCAAGCCUCUACACACAUGGCACAAGAGCAAGCAGCUGGGAGGGCCAAUGCCCCUAUUGCACCUCGGACAACCUUUGUGCUCGUCAUGCAAACAGGUGUACCUGGUAGCUAG
This is a messenger RNA of Sclerotinia borealis F-4128, 315 nucleotides long. NCBI's taxonomy places the organism in Eukaryota, Fungi, Ascomycota, Leotiomycetes, Helotiales, Sclerotiniaceae. The record is from the annotation of a GenBank genome assembly.